This is a messenger RNA of Talaromyces amestolkiae, 1431 nucleotides long. RefSeq lists its product as uncharacterized. Gene Ontology annotation, biological process: signal transduction. Gene Ontology annotation, cellular component: nucleotide-activated protein kinase complex; cytoplasm; nucleus. NCBI's taxonomy places the organism in Eukaryota, Fungi, Ascomycota, Eurotiomycetes, Eurotiales, Trichocomaceae. The transcript has 3 exons. The record is from RefSeq and is a predicted model, not a curated record. The coding region runs from base 1 to 1431 and encodes 476 amino acids. Gene Ontology annotation, molecular function: protein kinase binding.
AUGGGCAACAGUCCCUCCAAGAGUCCGCCAGGAACCUCGCACCCUCCGCUAGCCGGUGCUCAUAAUGUCCCCGGCCAAGAGCGAAGGGUGAACAGGCGGACCUCCAUCAAUGCAUUGUCAGGCACAAAAGCGAGUGCCGCAGAUCCCUCGGCUACCAGAGAGAGCGCGACAGGCCAGCCGGUUUCUCAUGGUGUAGCCGCAGUACAGCAACGUCUACAGUCGCGAAAUGUUACUCCUCAGACGACACCGCCAAUUCAUGAACUACCGGACAGGACUGGUGGCAGGGGGUUUGAUAAUCGAUAUCCAACCCGAGAGGCGGUAGAGGCUUCCAACCCGGUUCAAGUUCCCACAUCAACGAAUCGUGCCGGAACCAGGAGAGAUGAAGGCUACAUACCCCACGAGUCGUCAGCCAAUCCUGCAAAUAUCCCAAAUACAUACUAUUCAGCAUCGCACCUCCAGAGAGGUCCGCCUCGAUUACCUCUACCCAUUGGAGAUGCCAAUGCUACACCCGGUUCCCCGGUCAUUGCGCCGGCGGAUUCGCAAGUGGAUUCAGUUCCAUUUGAACUGGAGAAUCAAGUACCUCAAGCAACGAUAUCGCUUGAUGAUCCGCAUGUCGAUGAAGAUGAAGUCGAAGAUGAGUUGCUGGCAUAUGCCAUGCAUGGCCCAGGUCAAAAAGCAGUACCGACUGUGAUCGAAUGGAAGGGUGCCGGAGACCGAGUAUUCGUUACUGGUACAUUCGUGAAUUGGGAGAAAAAAUUCAGAUUACACAAAAGUGAUACCGAACCUAAUAUCAAGUCAACCACACUGCAUCUUCGCCCUGGAACCCACCAUCUCAAAUUCAUCGUCGAUGGAGAUAUGCGAGCUUCGGAUGACCUCCCCACUGCCGUCGACUUCACAAAUCAUCUAGUCAACUACAUCGAAGUCGUAGCAGAUGAUUUGCAAGGCCAACGAUCCCGCCGCGAAAGUGAACGAACGAUGAGAGCCAUGGUCCCCGCAGGCGUUCAUCCACCCCAAGUCCUCCCCGAAACCGUCACAGCCCAACAAACCCAGGACUCCCUCGACAAGGACGAAGAACCCGAAGAAGAGCCCGAGGAGGAAAUUCCCAUGGGCAAUUUCAGCGGCACCGUCCCUCAAUUCUUAGUGGAUAUUGACCGCGAAGAGGAAGACGCAGACUAUCAAAGAGCCGCAAAUGUGAUCGCUGAUGCUACUACGCCACCAAUUCUACCUCUGUUCUUGGGUCGAUCAAUUCUGAACGGCACAACGCCGAUGAAGGAUGAUAACAGUGUCUUGAAUUAUCCGAACCACACGGUGCUGAAUCAUCUUGCGACAAGUAGUAUCAAAAACGGCGUUUUGGCUACAAGUGUCACGACGAGAUAUAAACGAAAGUAUGUCACUACUAUAUUGUACAAACCCACUGGUGAUACUAUGUAA